Messenger RNA from Nicotiana attenuata, 2403 nucleotides. RefSeq names its product floral homeotic protein APETALA 2-like. NCBI's taxonomy places the organism in Eukaryota, Viridiplantae, Streptophyta, Magnoliopsida, Solanales, Solanaceae. The transcript has 10 exons. The record is from RefSeq and is a predicted model, not a curated record. Gene Ontology annotation, molecular function: DNA binding; DNA-binding transcription factor activity. The coding region runs from base 370 to 1983 and encodes 537 amino acids. Gene Ontology annotation, biological process: regulation of DNA-templated transcription.
CUAUAUCUCUCUCCACUAACUUUCUUUUUCCAACAACUUAACCUCUCUAUAAGUCGUAGGUUUCAUGUUCUUUCAAUACUCAGCACACAACUUUCGAUUUUUCAUCAUUAUUUUAUAUAUUCAACUCCACGCAUCUAUUUUAGACAGACAAAGAGAGAAAGAGAAGCACAACUAGAGAGAGAGAAUAUUUAAAAGUUUAGGAAACUGAAAACAAGUCCUUUUGUAGCAAUAGCCAUAACCCCCACACCACCAAACCCACCCCACCCCACCCCACCCCCUGGCUCGGAAAUGAGAGGAGCUGACCCAUAAAAUAUCUGCAAAAUUUUCUUCUACUAUUUUUUAUUGUAUAGUUUUGUGAUUCUUGGGUUUAUGGAGUGUAGACAAAUGUGGGAUCUAAACGAUUCUCCAGAUCGACGAAGGGAUGAUAAAUCAGACGAAGGCUGCUCUUCUCCUAUAGAGCAAGAGGGCGAUGAUGAGAAUGGUAAACGGGUCGGAUCCAUUUCGAAUUCAAGUUCAUCGGCAGUAGCUAUUGAUGAUAUUUCGGAGGAGGAAGAUGGAGAAAAAGGCAAGAAAAAGAGAAAUAGUCCUAGCAACAAAAUAUUCGGGUUCUCCGUGAUGGGUCCCGGUAACGACGAUGAGGAACAACCGGUAACCCGUCAGUUUUUUCCGGUUGAUGAGUCUGAAACGGGUGCUCCUACCAAUGGACCCACGAAUUUUCCCAUGGCUCACUGGGUUGGAGUUAAAUUUUACCAAACUGAGCCACUUGGCAACACGGGAGCGAGUAAGCUAAUGGAUGUGGCUCAGCAACAGCAGCAGCAUCCUAUGAAGAAGAGCCGCCGUGGACCAAGGUCUAGGAGCUCACAGUACCGUGGGGUUACCUUUUACCGGAGAACUGGCCGGUGGGAGUCUCACAUAUGGGAUUGUGGAAAGCAAGUUUAUCUAGGUGGAUUUGAUACGGCACAUGCAGCAGCUCGGGCAUACGAUAGGGCAGCUAUCAAAUUCCGGGGAGUGGAAGCGGACAUAAACUUUAACUUAGAGGAUUAUGAGUCCGACUUGAAACAGAUGACCAAUUUAACAAAGGAAGAAUUUGUGCAUGUGCUUCGGAGGCAAAGUACUGGAUUUCCGAGGGGAAGCUCCAAGUAUAGAGGGGUAACUUUGCACAAAUGUGGUAGAUGGGAAGCUAGAAUGGGACAGUUCUUAGGCAAAAAAUACGUUUAUUUGGGCCUCUUUGAUACUGAGGUUGAAGCUGCCAGGGCUUAUGAUAAAGCUGCCAUCAAGUGUAAUGGGAAGGAAGCAGUUACUAACUUUGAUCCUAGCAUUUAUGAAAAUGAACUCAACUCUGCUGGUAAAUACCAUACUACAUUUAAUUGCUUUCUACGAGAAUGUAGUGAUAACGCAGCAGAUCACAAUCUUGACCUAAGUUUGGGUGGUUCAAGCUCAAAGCAAGGAAACCGAGAAACUGGGGAUAGUAAUACUAGGGUUCAAAAUCCUUCAUCUAUGCAAUUUGAUGUUGGUUGGCGGCAGCAAGGAUUAAGGCCUGAGAAGCAAACUGCUCCAGUUGAUAUGAAUGCUGGAAGAAGAGAGAAUGGGUACAAUGAAUCAGAAACGUUGCAGCUCUUGAGCCAGACACACCUACAUUCUCCAAUCUCGUUGAAACCUAAUAAUAAUAGUCAAGUGCAACGGUUUGGCCAAUUUAUGAGACCUGGUGAAUCCCAUAUGAUUCAAAUGUUUCCACAUCAGUUCAGCUCAUCAAAUUAUCAAGUUCAAUUUCCAAGCGGCAGCAAUGGAGGCAGAAUUGGAGCUACAAAUGUAGAAGAAAUUUCGCUCUCAACAAGCAAUAUUGCUUCUUCACAAUGGCAAUCCAGUUAUCCUCCUCAGAUAUUUGCAGCUGCUGCAGCAUCAUCAGGAUUCCCUCAGCAGACAGUAAGACCUCAUGAAAAUUGGUCCUCAGAAAAUGGCUUCCUCAUGAGACCCUCUAAUUAACCAUAUUCCACUUCUUCAUCAUCAUAUUUCUUUGCCAUUUUCACCUUGUGUUUGUAAAGAGUUAAGGGUUGAGAUUCUUAAUACAUAGUAUUACCCAAGGCUCUUGGUUGGGAAAAGAAAAAUAGAAACAAAAGUUUUUGGAAAUUCUAACUCUUUUGAAAAUAUAUGUCUCCUCCGCAUUUGUCCGAAACUAACUGAAGGAAAGAUUUUCAACUAGUCUUCUAUUAGAUUCUUCUGACUAUAAACUGCCAAUUUAAUUUGCUGCCCCCAUUCGCAGUCGUUCUUUUCACCAACCUCUCAUUGUAACUUGUUUAUACUAUUAUUUUUGUCUUCAUUCUUUUACUUGUAACAAAACCCCAACUACUUCAAAUUCCCAUUUGAGUAAUGAGAUGGAAUAAACAAAUUAACGUCUUUGGGUAA